Messenger RNA from Cyclocybe aegerita, 498 nucleotides. Lineage: Eukaryota; Fungi; Basidiomycota; Agaricomycetes; Agaricales; Hemipholiotaceae. The record is from the annotation of a GenBank genome assembly.
AUGUCGAACGGACCUGCGAAAUCUUCUCCUCGCGUUACCUUUGCCUCCAUAACUCCUAACAACCUCGGCACAGUCCGCAAGCUGAACUCGGUGCUCUUUCCCAUUAAAUACAGCGAGAAGUUCUACACAGACAUACUUUCGCCUGAGGUCGAGGACUUUUGUAAGCUCGUGUAUUAUAAUGACAUCCCCGUUGGAACAAUCUGCUGCCGGUUGGAAAAAAAGGACGGCCAGAAUGUUUUGUACCUCAUGACGAUGGGCGUACUGGCGCCAUACCGGUCAAGAAAACUAGGGUCUCAAAGUCUGGAAUUGGUCAUGGCCGCCGCGGCGGAACACACCAAACCGAAGAUUGAUAAAAUUUAUCUUCACGUCCAGGUCUCCAACCAGGACGCGAAAAGAUUCUACGAGCGUCACGAUUUCAAAGAAGUUACUAUUCACAAAGAUUAUUACAAGAAGAUUACUCCGCACGAUGCAUGGGUACUUGAGAAGAUAUUUCCGUAA